Acytostelium subglobosum LB1 is the source of this 915-nucleotide messenger RNA. RefSeq lists its product as hypothetical. Bases 1 to 915 code for a protein of 304 amino acids. The transcript is spliced from 3 exons. The record is from RefSeq and is a predicted model, not a curated record. NCBI's taxonomy places the organism in Eukaryota, Evosea, Eumycetozoa, Acytosteliales, Acytosteliaceae.
AUGACCAAGGAAUAUAACAAUAUGGUUAGAGUUGGAAAGUUGACAUUGACAAUAUAUUCGGUGUUCAUGGGCACCAACUUGUUGGCAACAGCACCAUUGGACUUCUCGACAAAGUCAUUCGUUGAGAGUCACAACAAGUCGUUCAAACAGGUGCCACAUGAUAGAAAGCAGUACUACAUCAACCGAGCUAAAGAGUUGGGCUAUGAGGACACCAUCAACUUUGAAAAGUACGAUGUCUACACGGCACCAGACGACACUUCCAUCUACUCAUUUGGUGAUGAGAAUGCUGCCAUUGCCAUCGUCUCUCCUGCAUGGCCAUUAGGUGAACGCGUCAAACCAAUCAUAGAUACAUACAUAGCGUCAGGUGUCAAGACCACAUUCAAGAAUGACAUUGCUUCAGUCGAGAAGUUAACAUUCAAUGACUUGGAUAAAGAGUACGGAAUAGUACCGAUUACAAAGGAUGAGGAGGAUGCUAGUAUUGCAGUGCUCAACUCAUCGAUUAGACUACACACAUCCAAAGAGAGGACAAUAUCCAAUGUCAAGGUGUUCUUGGGAACAUUCAUUCCAAUGCUGCUGGCAUCGAGGUUUGCUCUGCAAGCCAGUUUCCCCAUUGGACUGUCACAUCUCAUCGUGCCAUUCAUGGCGGUGGAGGCCAACAGCUACAUGCGCGACAAGUCCCAGACCGAGUUGGUGUUGCGCGACGUCUACUCCAAGGCUGGCGCCACCCCAUUGAUCUCCUACAAGAGACAUCUAAAGGCGCAGAUGCAUCUGAACAAGGUGACCAAGAUCUAUUCACUGCCCAGUGGCGACUCCUACGUCUAUCCCUACAAGACAGACAAGAUCAACAUCAUCGAUAACAUACUCAAAGAGAAGUCAAUCUUUACUACUGACUUUGGUGAUAAUGAUAAGCAAUAA